GACUUUGGGGAAAGUUGAUCCGAGAGGGGAGGACGCCCCCAGGCGCGCAGCGGCGUCGGGCGGGAGCCCCCGGCAGCCGGAGGAGCAUGGGCACCCUGCGGGAUUUACAGUACGCGCUCCAGGAGAAGAUCGAGGAGCUGAGGCAGCGGGAUGCUCUCAUCGACGAGCUGGAGCUGGAGUUGGAUCAGAAGGACGAACUGAUCCAGAAGCUUCAGAACGAGCUGGACAAGUACCGCUCGGUGAUCCGGCCGGCCACCCAGCAGGCGCAGAAGCAGAGCGCCGGCACCUUGCAGGGCGAGCCGCGCACCAAGCGCCAGGCGAUCUCCGCGGAGCCCACCGCCUUCGACAUCCAGGAUCUCAGCCAUGUGACCCUGCCCUUCUACCCCAAGAGCCCGCAGUCCAAGGAUCUCAUAAAGGAAGCCAUCCUUGACAACGACUUCAUGAAGAACUUGGAGCUGUCGCAGAUCCAGGAGAUUGUGGAUUGUAUGUACCCGGUGGAGUACGGCAAAGACAGCUGCAUCAUCAAAGAAGGCGAUGUGGGGUCACUGGUGUAUGUCAUGGAAGAUGGUAAGGUGGAAGUUACAAAAGAAGGCGUGAAGCUGUGCACCAUGGGCCCAGGGAAGGUGUUCGGGGAGUUGGCGAUUCUUUACAACUGCACCCGGACGGCGACCGUCAAGACUCUUGUAAAUGUGAAGCUCUGGGCUAUUGAUCGACAAUGUUUUCAGACAAUAAUGAUGAGGACCGGACUCAUCAAGCAUACCGAAUAUAUGGAAUUUUUAAAAAGUGUUCCAACAUUCCAGAGCCUUCCUGAAGAGAUCCUCAGUAAGCUUGCUGAUGUCCUUGAAGAGACCCACUAUGAAAAUGGGGAAUAUAUCAUCAGGCAAGGUGCAAGAGGGGACACCUUCUUUAUCAUCAGCAAAGGAAAGGUAAACGUCACUCGUGAAGACUCCCCAAGCGAAGACCCAGUCUUUCUUAGGACUUUAGGAAAAGGAGAUUGGUUUGGAGAGAAAGCCUUGCAGGGGGAGGAUGUGAGAACAGCCAACGUGAUUGCCGCAGAAGCUGUGACCUGCCUGGUGAUCGACAGAGACUCUUUCAAGCACUUGAUUGGAGGACUGGAUGAUGUUUCUAAUAAAGCAUAUGAGGAUGCAGAAGCCAAAGCAAAAUACGAAGCUGAAGCUGCUUUCUUCGCCAACCUGAAGCUGUCUGAUUUCAACAUCAUUGACACCCUUGGAGUUGGAGGUUUCGGACGAGUAGAGCUGGUCCAGUUGAAAAGUGAAGAAUCCAAAACCUUUGCAAUGAAGAUUCUCAAGAAACGCCACAUUGUGGAUACAAGACAGCAGGAGCACAUCCGCUCGGAGAAGCAGAUCAUGCAGGGGGCUCACUCCGACUUCAUAGUGAGACUAUACAGAACAUUUAAGGACAGCAAAUAUUUGUAUAUGUUGAUGGAAGCUUGCCUAGGUGGAGAGCUCUGGACCAUUCUCAGGGAUAGAGGGUCAUUUGAAGAUUCUACAACCAGAUUUUACACAGCAUGUGUGGUAGAAGCUUUUGCCUAUCUGCAUUCCAAAGGAAUCAUCUACAGGGACCUCAAGCCAGAAAAUCUCAUCCUGGAUCACCGAGGUUACGCCAAACUGGUUGAUUUUGGCUUUGCAAAGAAAAUAGGAUUUGGAAAGAAAACAUGGACUUUUUGUGGGACUCCGGAGUAUGUAGCCCCAGAGAUCAUCCUGAACAAAGGCCAUGACAUUUCAGCCGACUAUUGGUCACUGGGAAUUCUAAUGUAUGAACUCCUGACUGGCAGCCCACCUUUCUCAGGCCCAGAUCCUAUGAAAACCUAUAACAUCAUAUUGAGAGGGAUUGACAUGAUAGAAUUUCCAAAGAAGAUUGCCAAAAAUGCUGCUAAUUUAAUUAAAAAACUAUGCAGGGACAACCCAUCAGAAAGAUUAGGGAAUUUGAAAAAUGGAGUGAAAGACAUUCAAAAGCACAAAUGGUUUGAGGGCUUUAAUUGGGAAGGCUUAAGAAAAGGCACCUUGACACCUCCUAUAAUACCAAGUGUUGCAUCACCCACAGACACAAGCAAUUUUGACAGUUUCCCUGAGGACAAUGACGAACCACCACCUGAUGACAACUCAGGAUGGGACAUAGACUUCUAAUGUAUUUCUCUUACCUGCUUCUGCCUUGCUGAAGACAGCUUUUUCUGAGACACAGCUGCCAGCAAACCUGAGGGAAAGAGAGAAGAUUAGUGCUCGGGGUCACCAUGAUGCCUUUGAUCGAUGCUGCUCCAGUAACUCCAGUGGCAUUAGGACUUAUCGCUUAGAUGACAAUAGUGCUCUUUACAUGUUUUCUGUUUGAACCUAAAAAUAGCAGUUGACAUGGUGGUCCUGAAGCAAAGCCUUUCACCAGUAAAAAGAUGUUUCCUAUUGUUGCAAUGAUCUUGCUUCGCUGUGAUUAUAAUUUGAAAGACAGUAAGAAACACUUCAAUCUAGUAAAAGAGUAUGUACCUUGCUAGAAUUAUCAAGAAGAUCAAAAAGUAAUAUAUUGGGUACGAUAGAUUUCUAUGGUACAAAAACUGGGCUCUUCCCUUUCUUCAAGUGAGGGUUGUAGGAUCUAUUACCGCGGGCCGGUGUAUAUACCGUACAAAAGAGGACCACACAUCUGUUGGUCACAGAGUUCAUGUCAAACCAGUGCUAGAAGUUUCAUGAUUUCAUUUCCCAGCAGUGCUGAUGACAAGACUGAAUGUUACCUUUCCUUUCUGACAGAUUUAAAAAAAUUGAUAUGUUAAAAGCACAACUGCUAUGGAUUCUGCUGAGAACUCUCAUAGCAGGUAUAUAUGCGUUUUUCACAGAGGAUUGGAAAAAAGCAAUGUGCAUGAUAUGUUUCUUUUUGAUAAAUUGGCAUGACAGAGUGGGAAAAAAGCAAUUCACAACCAUUUCAUAUUUUUUUAAAUAUUGUGUUUAAAGAUGGUCCUGGAAUUAAGUGACUAGCAGCCAAUUGGUUUUUCUUUAUUACCUAACACACCCUCAAACUGAGGCUUAAAAUAUCCCCUUUUAUAAAAAUAAACCCUUGGGGUCAGGGUGGGGCGGGAUGGAGAGGGAUAGAGAUUCAUCCAAAAAAUAAAAAUAAAAUAAAAACUAUAUAGGUGCUAUGUAUAUCUUUCAUCUGUAAAUGUCAGUGUCUGAACAGACCACACAGAUUCUAAUCAUUACAUGUGUAGCCAGAGACUCAAGCAUUUUCACCAGAUUUACCAAACCAAACUCCUGUCAGAUUUCACUUACAGUCUAGGGUUGAUGGAGAAAGGUGAUUAGAAACUGUCUGAACUAGCUUGUCUUAGGCCUGAACCAAAAAUGAAGAAAGCACAAAAUCAUUGAGAUUCUCCAAUUCUCCACAUAAGAGACCUUACUUAUGUGAAUGAGAUAAGAGCUUGGCCAGGUAUUGGUUACCUUUUCAUGAAUUAGCUGUUAUGAGUCCAUGUGCUUGUGAAAGUAGGAAGGAAGCAGAGAGCACAGGAUCCUGAUUCCUUAAAAAUAAGAUCAGCUGAAUAGAACAAAAAUAUUACAAUCCUAGAAUUAUCAUACUACCUAGAAAAGAUUGGAUUUGAGAAUAUCAAACUGAUUUGCUUUUUUGACAUGGGAAAAAGAAUUAGCAAUUUAAACUGAGUCCUUUGUUGCCAGUCCAGGUCACUUAUUAGCUGUGGUAAGUAACAGAACCAUUGGGAAGCUUUUCCUGGGCAAAUAGCAUUAUAUCGACUCAGACAAAUGCAUAGUUGUCAUCCCGAUUUGGAACUGCGUGCAAAAUUGGUAUAUUACAUAGUGGUUUGCAUUUUUCCAGUAGAGAGUUCUUUUAAAAAUACAAAUAUAGACAUUUCUGCAAAAAAAAUAAUAAGUUCACCUAGGUCAUUUAGAUCAUUAUAUUGCAUCCAAGAAGGUACAUAUUAUUAUUUUGGUUUGAAUUGUUUGUACUGAGACUACUUUAGAAUGUAUCUUAUCAAAAUAUAAUAAUCUAAGAAACAUUUGGAGAAUAAAAGUAGUAAGGGCAUAUUAUAUAUAAUUAGCAUAAAAUUAAAUCACAACUUUGAUUCUAAGAUGUUAUUGUUAUUUUUGUGUUAAUGGAGUUUUUCCCUCCCUUAUAAACAAUUUCUCAAAAUCAAGAUAUCCACUUCCUUCUACAGAUUUUAGAACAUAAAAUUAAACACACCAGCCUAAAAUCCAACUACAAAUGCUAUUUCAGAAGUUUUAGAAUGCUUUAAUUGGGCUUUUAAAAAAUAUAUAAUUUUGACACUAUAGUUAAUGUUCAGUGAUUUUUGUUAAAAAGAAUGGGCUAGGCAUGCUAAAGAUGUGCUAGAAUAUUAAAUUUACCUAGUCAUUAGGUAAAAGAAUCUGCUUCUGCAGCUUUUCCAAUAUCUCAACAGCCCCAGAGAUGAGCACUUACUAUGGAUUUUGGAACUGUGGUUCAAGUCUAAGACAACCAAUAUGUGCAAGUUCUGUAGAGAAGCAAGUAGUGUGCAGUGUAAUGUAUCUGUCGGUAGUUUCUCCCACUUGUUAUUGCAUCUUUGGUCAUUUCAUCUGUGGAAUUGCAUUAGGAUGUCUAAAGCAAUCACCCAAAAAUUAAAGUGAACUACAUCAUCCAAGAAUUACUAAGGAGAACAUUCAUUAAUUUUCCACAUUGAAUUUUAAGGAUUUAAAUCUUGUCUCAAUGAAGACACUAGGGCUAAAAUUCAUGGACAGCUUCAUAGAGUGUGUCUCACUUUACUUCUCCAUUUCUCACAUCCCCUCUGUUUUCCUACACUAAAGAACAUCUGGAUAAGUUAGAAUAGUGACAACCUGUUUGAUUUGUUAACUGGCUUUCUUGUUACUACUUUGAGUAUGGGAAAUAAGGGCUUUCUGUGUAUCUUGACCCACAGGAAAACUGAAAACUGCCAAGGAAAGGAACAUCACAAUAAUGUAUAUGAGAUAGAUUGAAUACAUUAGAAAAAAUGAUUUCUAGAAAAUUCUUAUAAAUGACGUUUAUGUUUGUACCUUCUUUGUUAUUAAUAUAUGAAUCAGAUCCAUGUGGCAUUUAAAUCAUUUAUUUUGAUUAUGUUCUUUACAAAUCAUUUUUAUUUAAAAUCGUGGGGUAUGCAUGUGAACUACACAUGUAUAAUAUAUAAAUGUAACUAUUGAAUUUUCCUUGUUUUCUUUUUAAAUGACUACACUGAUGGUAAGCUUAAAAUGAAAGAAGUCAGCUACCAUAUUGGAAUUAAGGAUAUUAGAAACGAUUUCAUGCAGUAGAGGUGAUUUCUGCAUUAUCCAUAACAAUGUUUUCUUUCACAAUAGGACCACAGACAGAUAUUUAUGUAAAUAGAUAUUUUUGUGUGAUAUUUUGUGGUACAUAUAACAUUUUUUAGUGUUUCACAGCAUUAUUAUUUCAUUUUAUUUGUAUUGAAUAAUGUUUUUAGGUAUAAGUAGACUUGAAUUAAUGUCAUAAUUGUCAGUAUUAUUGAAAAUUAUGUCAACUGUACUGUUAACUCAUCUGUCCCAUAGUUUAGAACAUGACCUGGCUAUCUGGCAUUGUUGCAAGUGCCUUAAAUUCAUGGCAUCCUAUUAAAAAAAAAAAAACAAAUUUGGUGUUAUGCUGCAUGACAAAGACAAACACACCUCAAAAUGUUGUCCUUUCUUAGCUUGCUGCGUUUUACAGUUCUUUCUGCUAACAAUUUAUAAGCCUUUAUUAUAUAAUACUGAUGAAUUACAGAAAUGAUGAAGUCGUUCUCUUAUUUCUGUUAAAUGUACCAGAGCUGUGUAUCUGUUAAUGAGAUACAGCGUCAUUUCUGUGAAAUGUAUAAAUGUAUGUGCAGGUCAAAUUAAUAUAUGACAUACUAUCAGUCUGUAUACAGGUAUUCCUGUUUUGCUAAGCUGUGCAGAUUCAGUUUAAAAGAUUAGCACUAUCAAGUUCAAAUAUAUUUUAUAGACUCCAUUCACAAUGGUCCAACUCAAAAGAAAAAUUAGAGGAUGACUGACUGCUAACCUAACCUCCUUAUGAAACCAGUGAUGAAAAAGUACCUUGGUGCACCUCUCAACAAAACAGGAUGCUUUCUCUGAGUUCUUGUAUAUGCAAAUCAUUUAUGAGGCAAGUUUCCAACAGACCUAGAAAGCUAAACAUUGACAGUGUGUCGUUAGCCCUCCUCUCUAUCGGCCCCUGCAGCAACAGACAGAGCUCUGGGACCUUGACAGUGACUCAGAGGUCUGGGCUUCUCGAGUAAAGGGACAUUUCUUUGAGCACCAUCGAUCAAAUUUAUUUCAAUGUAUGAUGUUUUUACAACUGGUCAGUUCUUUUGUACUCUUACAGCUAUGGUUAUUUGAUGGUCCUCUUACAAUUUGUUCUACAUGAAAGAGUUCUUUGUUAGUCAGAAUGCAACAACUGUCAUCAAAUGGUCACUGACCACUUGCACUCUUUUGAUGUAGAUUAAAACUUUUUCAUAAACUUAACCUGCUUUGAUUUGCUCUGUAUUUUUCCUGCAGCUGUAAUUGCCCAGUGCCUGUUGUAUACUUUAUAGAGUUGAAAUAAAAAAGAAUAAUUACUUUUGAA
Molecule: messenger RNA, 6555 nt
Organism: Miniopterus natalensis
Lineage: Eukaryota; Metazoa; Chordata; Mammalia; Chiroptera; Miniopteridae
Gene: PRKG1
Product: protein kinase cGMP-dependent 1
Biological process (GO): protein phosphorylation
Molecular function (GO): cGMP-dependent protein kinase activity; ATP binding
Source: RefSeq, a predicted model, not a curated record